AUGGCUGCUACACCGAGAGAACUACCGCUUUCUCCUCCCCAAUCAUCUGGUGGUGAGCUCACUCCAGAGAGAGCGUCGGAUCCGAAUGGCGUCUGCGUUCCAGCCUUCCUUCCCAGCGGCAUGGAACACAUCAAGAUGCACGACGAAUUUGGUACCGAUCCGUCAUCAAUGAUCUAUGCUUCUCCUCCCACUUACUUCUACCAAACUACCGGCUUCCCAACUCCCAUGUCUGCCUCAACCCCUAUGCACAUGGGCAACAAUAUUGUCCACACACCUCCCCUUAUGGCUGAUGAGUCUAUCUCCAUAAUGGGAUCUCCCCCAACUUACUCUCCUUUGGGCCGUCGUGCAUCUCCCCCCAAGGCAAAGCUCGGUCGAUCUCCUCGUGAACGACAUAAUCGCUCUCGGCGAGGAACUAAUUCCGCAAGUAAAGUCCUCCAGCUCAGCGCACCACUGAGCGAACUGACUGCGCAUAUGAUUAAUAUCCCGCUCCGGGAUAUGGAUGCCUGGGUCCACAGAUCAACGGAGGAGCGCUUGAAGGAAAAGGCUCAGAAGGGCAAGGUUGCUCGUCCCAUGAACUCCUUCAUGCUUUACCGAUCUGCCUACGCUGAGCGAAGCAAACGGUUCUUGAGCCAGAACAACCACCAAGUUGUUUCCACUGCCGCUGGUAUGAGUUGGAAGAUGGAGCCGGCUCAUAUCAGGAAUAAGUACGAGGAGCUGGCACGAAUCGAGCGCGAUGCUCACUCUCGCGCCCACCCUACCUAUAAGUUCAAGCCCAACAAGUGCCCACCCACGACCACUCGCAGACGGGGUGAGCUUACACCCCCAACUUCGACCGCUUCGGGGCCGUACGAUGAUACCCCCAGCCCUUACGCUAAUACCUGGAACGAUGAAUAUUCGACGGUACCUUGUAUGCACAGUCGGAACCAAAGCUUCGAGUACCCAGCCAGCACUCGAGCUUCCACUCCAUUCGACUCUCCCGAUUCCUUUGUACCACAGGUUGGCUACCUUGACUCAUCAUGGAACACGAGUGACCCUUCCUCCGGUCUGCCAACCGUGCGUCCCCAUGCCCUUCAGAACAUGGGAUACGUUGAGGACGUUCACUUUCGUCGAGGCAGCCCCAUGCCUCAAGGAAUCGAAUACGAAGCCUCUAAUGGCCUGGCCGGUCUUCCUGGUGGAACUCACGAUGAGCUGCUCCAGCCCCAGGUAACCCACUCUUUGCCUGGCCACAUCGCCGAGGGUCACAUGGACCCCCAGUUGCUCAAUUACCGGAGCGACGCUCUUCCAAUCCCGGCCCCGAAUGGCCAGGGGUAUGCUAGCACCGAAUUCCCGACUUGGGAAGAUGAGGCCGGCAACAGCUACCUGCCCUCCUCGUUACCAUCAGACCAUUCGAGCCCGUUCCCAUACCCCAACUCUCACAUGACUGGAAACUACCACCCAAGCAUGCAUCAAGAUCCUUCUUUUACCCCAUGGCUCCAAAAGCGCGAAUCAUUCUAG
Messenger RNA from Penicillium cinerascens, 1494 nucleotides. RefSeq names its product HMG-box domain-containing protein. Gene Ontology annotation, molecular function: DNA-binding transcription factor activity, RNA polymerase II-specific; RNA polymerase II cis-regulatory region sequence-specific DNA binding. Bases 1 to 1494 code for a protein of 497 amino acids. Lineage: Eukaryota; Fungi; Ascomycota; Eurotiomycetes; Eurotiales; Aspergillaceae. The transcript is spliced from 3 exons. Gene Ontology annotation, biological process: regulation of transcription by RNA polymerase II. The record is from RefSeq and is a predicted model, not a curated record. Gene Ontology annotation, cellular component: nucleus.